AUAACACGCACUCGUGGAGUCUGUGGGUGACGGGAUGUUCCUCGGCACUUCCCAGCUCUUUGUUUUUUUCCAACCUCCUCGGUAGCUCGUUUAACUCGUCUGCCUAGGUCGACCUGGUCGACCUGGUCGACCCUGACCACCUCUUUAAGUAGCACGGCCCACUGCGGGCCAUCGGGGUUGAGGUAUCGAGUCCUUAUUUGUCCAAGGCGCUUACCGACGUAAACUCAGCCUCUGCCCUCUCGCAAGGCCUGCAAAUAAAUGAUUGAUAGGGCCCAUCGCUCGUUUACAGGCAGUCGUAACGAAGAGUAAUCGACGUCACCAGGUUGACUAGCUUCUACUGUCGGACAUAUUGGCCCAUGGGCUUGACAUGCAAUGACGGCUCCGAAGCUUCUGUUCGCUCUUACAGCUUUCUCUUUACAGUCGAUCGUUUCUGCGCAGACGGUCCCAUAUUUCAAUAACAGCUCCCCCACCGCGACCGACUCAGCACCUCCCGUCGUUAUUGAGACUGAAUACCCGGUCAGCGCCCAGGUCACCGGGGCAGGCCUGCAAAGGGGUGGAGGGGAUGGCUACUGUGGCUGGCCACCUGUGACAGUGGAGAUAUGUGGGAAGCACUGCCCAUGCGAAGGACGAUAUCGUGUUACCGUAACAGAAACCCAGUCGGUCCCAUAUCCGGUCACGGUCAAUCAAACGGUAUGUUGUACGGCAACCAGAGAUGAGCAGACUUUGUGUGAUUCCACUGCCAUAUGCGGUCCCCUUUCAGGGUUGGGGAUGUGCUGGGCUAAGGUGGCCAUCCUUAUGAGCACUUGGAAUCAUCAGACCCCCUUCGAGCUAGAGACUCCAAGCUAUGCAGCUAACCAAACUGGCACCGUACAGGUCACAGAGACAGAAACAGUCACUGCCACGACGACAACAACGUCAAUUUCUGUUUCAACGGAUCUGGAAGUAACUACGGAUUACGUGGAAACGACGGAAACAGAAUACAUCACAACGUCUUACCCGCAAAUAAUUACCGUGAGCCAGUGUCACUUCACAAACGAACCGACCGAGACCCCUGAGCCAUACCCAACCGAUGGCUAUGGUAUCAUCCGCCGCCGCCGCCUCCGGACGAAUCCCGAGUGCGUCAUCACCACUGAAACAAUAUGGACUACAACGGUCCAGACAACGGUGACGACAUCAACAAUCGUCUCAACAGAAAUAGAUGUGGAAGUGUCGCCGACUACAGUAACGAAUACGGCCACUGAUACAACAACUGAGACUACCACCUCAACACUCCUCGGGACGACCAGCACGACCGUCUUCGAACCGACAACUCUGUUCGCAACGGUCACUGUUAACACAAGCUACCCCGUGACCGUAGUCAGUGAUCAUACCAUUUUUACCACCGUUCCGACCACGGUGAUUUCGACAAUCAUAACCUCAGUCCCCGUUCCAACGACGGUCACCGAGACCGAGACGGAUAUCACGACAAAUAUUCUCACCGUAACUCAGCCGCCUAUAACAACCACGAUUAGCGGCAGCUUGACUACAAUUACCCCGUCGCCAGUGACAGUAACAACAGUCCUGCCCGGGUCCGUGACGACACUCCCCGGGACGACGUCUUUGGUCACAGUGACCAGUACUAUCCCCCCAACCACGACGACUAUUAUCCAGUCUGGCACAACAGUCACGACGGUCUUGCCUGGAACCACAUCGGCCGUGACAAUAACCAUCACUGGGGCGCCUGUAACGGUGACCCAGCCGCCGACACCCCCUGAGACGAUUACUGUCGAGACGACAAUCCUUGGUUCGGUUACAACCUGCGCAGCGCCUCAAAAUACCGCAGGAUCGGCCCCUGCGGCUUUCAACGCAUCAUCGGACCUCACAUGGGGUUGCAAGCCCGGCUUCGUCUGUAGCCCCAAGAAGCCGGAUAGCUGUAAUAUCUGGGCCGAUUCUCCAGCAGAUGAUUUUGCAUGCAGUCCGUCGGAUUGUAUCCCCUCCCCCGCCUUCCCAAUCGUGCAGUGGCCGGAGAACAAGACGAGCUACUAUCCUCCAACGGACGGGUAUUUCAACCUAGCGCCACCCGCGUUUGGCCUGAGUUACGAUAUCUUUGAGGCUGAGGUGAUCGUUGAGAAGGUCGGCGGUUCUUUGACUUCAGUCGUCACUGGAAAUUGGGCUUCGCAGUCGACAAUUACCCGCUUCCCACCCGCCAGCACCGAGUCUACCUCGCCCCCUUCAGCGAAGUCGAAACCGAAGAGGAGCAUACGGGAGGGUGGCCCAGAUCAUCCCAACUCCCUGUUUAAACGAGAUGACUCGAUAAUUCCCGCCGUGUGCUAUGACACUUGCAACAACUGCUAUCUCGAGGCUCAAGCUGUUGGGAAGACGCCGGCAUUGUGCGCAGCAGGCUCCCCGUUCAAGCAAUACUACGACGCCUGCCAGGAUUGCAUCCUCAAGAAUAGCGCCCAGACGAAGCUCACGACCAAGGCGUACCUGGAACCAAAGUUCUCGCAGUUUCUCAAAUUCUGCGAUGCCCUGGAUGCCCAACCCCAGGUCACCACCUCGGGCCCAGAGUCCGAGGCGAGUGCGCCUCCCAAUGUCGAGACUAGCUCGCAGGCGCAAGCCAACACGGACACGAGCCCGAGUCCGAUCACGGCAAGCUCGCAAGCCGAUGCCCUAACCGCCAGCUCUGCCCCCUCACUCCCGACCAGUGCCCUUCCGCCCCCUGAAGCUAGCGACUCUUUUGCGUCCAGCGCCAUUGCAGCAACCGCCUCCACAGCCGGUGGUCCGGCUCCAACAAGCCCAACCGAGUCGGCUUCCACGACCUCAGCAGUCACGGUAAACGCCGGUUUCAGAUCAACCCAGACGAGCCUCGUACCGCUAUUAUUUUCCUUCCUUGCUACCCUUCUAUUUAUCUAGACUGUUUGCCCCGGGCCUUUUGAUUCCCGCCAUGUCUAAUGGGGGUACUCGGCAUCUGCCGGCUGUUGCUAUAUAGACCGAGCGUUCAUAUUCUUCCGCUCCUUGAUGACAGCGUGUUUAUUUGUUUUUCAUAGAAACCACUAUUGUUUUGUUCUUAUUAAUGUUCGGAUCGAAGGUACUAAAAACGGAUGGCUAGGCGCAGUUCCUGAUACUCGUGGCUGGGCAGCAUUGUCGGCAGGACGCUUCUUAGGCUUGGUCAUUUUUGGUUGAUGAUGUGAUACCCCCUUUUUCGCUCCUUGGACGACGGUCCGACUGGCUUGCGGAAACAACAAUGUCACUCAUUUCAUUUAUCUCUUGCGGGCUUGCGCAGGGGAAAAAGAUAAGGGGGAUAAUCUAUCGAUAGAUAAAUAAGAUUUGGGUUGAGCAUUUGUGCUCCCUCCCAGGUGACAACUCGGGAUAGG
Messenger RNA from Phialemonium atrogriseum, 3353 nucleotides. RefSeq lists its product as uncharacterized. The record is from RefSeq and is a predicted model, not a curated record. Bases 373 to 2892 code for a protein of 839 amino acids. Lineage: Eukaryota; Fungi; Ascomycota; Sordariomycetes; Cephalothecales; Cephalothecaceae. The transcript is spliced from 7 exons.